Sitodiplosis mosellana (orange wheat blossom midge) is the source of this 3026-nucleotide messenger RNA. Its product is annotated as dynein axonemal heavy chain 8-like. Lineage: Eukaryota; Metazoa; Arthropoda; Insecta; Diptera; Cecidomyiidae. The record is from RefSeq and is a predicted model, not a curated record. Bases 29 to 2959 code for a protein of 976 amino acids. The transcript is spliced from 13 exons.
GCUGGAACAUUGGCUGCAAACGCAUUCGAUGUAUUCAAUUGCACAAGAGCUUAUGUCGAAGGAAUCAUUUGAAAAUCACAUGAAAUGCCUGAAAUUAUCUGGAUCGAAACUUGUCAAUAAAUGGAAAAUGAUUGAACACAAAUUGGAAGUAGCAAAUUUUGAAGCGUCAGAAAAUGUACAGUUCUUGAACUCAUUGGAACGUUUCCAGUUUCCACUCUACGGAAAGAUUGAAAAUAUCAAAGCUCAUGUCGAACCAUUGUUCGUGGCAUUACGAUCGGUUUACAAAACAUCGACCUUUUACAACACACCGAAUGCAAUGGCAAGCUUUUUGACCAAAUGCACAAACCAUUUAACACUUUGCUGUCGCAGAUUCAUUGCUGACGGUGAUUCAAUCAAUUUGUUUCUACAACCGUCACCCGAAUUGUUGCAGAAAAUUUUCAUUUGCCUUGAACUGCUGCGAGUUUAUCAAAAAACAUUUGAAGAGACCAUGACCGCAAUGCGAUCAACCGAUGAGCCAGUGUGGGAUUUCGCCGAAAAGUACGCAUUUGGGCAAUCAAAUCAAUUGACCGCCAGAUUAUUGAAGUUGCAAGAAAUCAUUGAAACCGAUAUGAAAUACUCCGUUUUGGAUGGCCUUUUGAUGGAAAAUAUUCAAGAUUUUUCCGAACCAAUAAACAAAGCGCACGAUGAAAUUACAAAGAAACUUUACGAUCAUUUGGACAUCAGAAAUGACCAAUUCGAUGUUGACUUCGAAAAAUGGAAGAGCACAAUGAAGCGCAUAGAGAAAGAGAUGCACCAGUUUGUGAUGAACCACAUCAGUCAAUUCCCAACAAAACCUUUAAUUGCUCUAAAUCAUUUGAGACGAUUCGAAAGCUUAAAUUUUGAAUGUCUAACGGUCGAAGAUCGAUACAUUGAUAUUACUACUGCAUUCAUUAAUAACAUAAACACUUUGAAAGACUCAUUCAAUUUGAAAAAAGUGUCGCCCGUUAUACCAAAUUUGAUGUGUAUGUACAGCGGACGAAUCGCUUGGACGCGAUCGAUCGAAAUGAAAAUGAAUGAAGUCGUUGAACUAGUGCGAACCAGAGAAUUCUUCACCGAUGAAAAAAAGCUGAUUAUUCAACGCACCAUCAAAUUCUACAAUUCAUUAUCAAAAGACUUGACGUUGUAUGAAUUCCAACAAUACAAAGCAUGGUUUGAUACUGUUCACUACGUAUUCGAUUUGCUCAGUCAGCCAGUGAUACGCAGAAAUGCUAACACCAAUCGGUUGGAAGUCAAUUUUGACAUUGCGAUUCUGAACACCAUUGAAGAAGGCAAAAAAAUGGCUAGACUUCACUUAGAUAUGCCUCAUCUCGGGGAAGCACUUGUCACCUACGAAGACGAUAUAAAACGCAAAUUGAGAACAAUGAGACACUUGAUCAGGAGAAACGAUGACAUGCGCCUAUCGAUACCAAUUGUUUUUGUGAAUAUAUUCCGUCCACAACUCCAACGAAUUGAUAAGGCGCUCAAAGCUGGUUUGUCCCAAAUCCAAUGGCUAUCGAAAGAUUUUGAUGGUUAUGUUGAAAACGCAGCGAAGAUAUUGGAUGAAGUUUGUAUUUUGGUGAAACGUGCUUCGGAUCGAAAGGUGUUCCACAUCGAAGAUAUAAUAUUAACAAUGAGCGAGUUGAAAUUAAUUAUUCUAUUUGACGAACCAACCGAAAUGAAAGUUCUAAUUGAUGAAAAUGAGAAACACAAGACGGAAACCGCUCAAAAGCUCGAGACAAAGUCGAUAAUGGCACAAAAAGCAACCGUUGAAUUGAUACAUUUAUUCAUUGAGCACACUAAUAUUUCAACUGCAGAGGAUAAGUAUGAUUUUAUGGCCUUUGAAAAGAUUUUCCAACAUGUGUUUGUUUACAACGAUGGAGAUCACAUUGAACCAUUAUUCAAAGACUAUGAUGAGCUGCAGUAUGGUAUUGAGCAACUUCACAGUGAUUGUAUGGAUUUAUUCAACUAUUUCGCUCAUCUCAUUCUCGAUGGCAUGAUCAAAGGCACAAGAAAGGCAUACGAUGCGGUCACAGAACAUUUCUUUCUCAGAGAAGUGCCAACCGUUUUGGCAGUGGCAAAACUUGAGUCUGCAACAUGUUGCUAUUUAUCGCCGCCACUUGAAUCAUUGAGCGAAUCGUUCUUACACUUAAUCCACAACGUAACUGACAUUUUUCGCGGUGUCGAUUCAUGGGGUGCAUUGGCUGCUGUGGCAGGAAGCACCAAAUACAAUCUUGAUGAAAACAAUUUGAAGGAGGGCUUUUUGAAUAAUGUCCUGGGUAAUAAGGAAAUUCAGCGUUCACGUGCAAAGUUUGACAGUGGAUUGUCGCUGUUGCAGCCGCAGGUUGAUAGAUUGCUCAAAGACAUUUAUGCGAAAAACUGCCAUCUUUGGCCAGAUGAUCUGGAAGAACAAUUGCAAACAUUCGUUGACACCGACCCAUAUCCGUCGACCAUCGAAGACGAAUUCUGUAAAUACCAACAAAUUUUGGACGUAUUGGAAAGUGCUGAGAAAGUCAUUCAAAUCAAUUGCAUUGCGAUUGGAUUGAAUGAAGUGUAUGAGCAAUUUUUGGAGCAUGCACGAAAAUGGAAGCGUCGUUUGGCCGAACUGUUGGCGGAAAUUUACAAAGACAUAUACGACGAACUCAACGAUUUCAUUCAAGAUACGGAAUGUGUUUUGCGUCGUGAACUAAAAGACGAAGAAGAUUUUACCGCAGCAAUUGAAUGCCUUUUGCAUGUAUACCAAAAUAGUGAACGAUUGGAAACCAAUUUGUACAAAACCACUGGAACAUAUGCUAUUUUGGAGAAAUUCCGUGAGCCCAUCGGCAAAGUGGAUAAAUGGGACAUUGAUCAAUUGGCCGUACGUUAUGGCACCACAUUUGCAAAUACGAAAGGAGUUGAAGUGUAUAUCCGUAAUAAUUUCGAUGAAAUCAUUUCCAAAAUCUAAGUCCAGAGAAAAGGGAUGAGAAAUCAUGUUGUAAUAUUCAAUCAUGUGACAAGUUAUAAUAAUAAAA